Molecule: messenger RNA, 505 nt
Organism: Vitrella brassicaformis
Lineage: Eukaryota; Vitrellaceae
Source: the annotation of a GenBank genome assembly
UCAAAAGCUCGCCAGUUUGCCCAGCAAUCCCUCGCCGUCCCAGUCACCACACCAGGGGCAGUCAGCCGCACCAGCAGCGCGCGCCCAGAUGCGCCUCGUCGUGGCGUUGUCCCGCCGCAGCAUUUCGCUGUACUUGAUGUCAGCCCUCGUCAGCGAUGUCAUCACACAGAGGGGCUAAAGGCGAACGGCAGCAGCCGGCUGAGCAACCGGUUGAUGAGCGCGUCAUUGCAGCCAACCCACUUAAUAAGCUGGCCCGCUGUUUCUUCCACCGUCUUGUGGACUUGUGCUGCUGCUCCUCCUCUUGCUGUUGCCGUUGCUGUUGAAAGGCUGCCUCUUGCUGUUUCAGCAGGUCGAUGGCCUCGCGGAUGCCUCGCAGCAUGGCUGCCUGCCGCUCACCAUAAGCCUCGCUCUCUCCGCCCUGUCCCUCUGCCUCUCCCAUGAUGGCCCACUCAGGAUGCUCUUCAUCGGUCCGGACCUCGAUGUCAAAGGAAGCGCCGAUGGCCAU